AUGUCACAAACUCUUGAGCAACAACAGCAGCACCACCAUGCAAAGCAAAUGUCAACCCACUUUCCCAAAAGAUUGACGGCAUUACUUGUGUCUGUUUUCGUUGCUUUGGCAUCUGGCACGCCUUACAUGUAUGGUGUGUAUUCGCCUCAGUUUGUGAAGCACAUUGGGCUAACGGCUUCACAUUCUGCAACCAUAUCAUUGGCUACUAAUAUAGGGUCUGGUAUUGGUGGCUUACCAGGUGGACUUCUUAUUGACCAUUUUGGCCCUCAAUUCAGCAUAUUUAUUGGUUCAUUGUGUAUAUUUGUGGGGUAUUUCACGGUGUUCAAAAUCUACUACCAUCAGUACAGUAAUAUGUUUGUUAUAUGUAUUGCUAUGGCUUUGAUGGGAUUUGGAUCAAUUACAAGCUAUUUCGCAACUUUGAAAGCAUCUCAAGCCAACUUUCCCAAACACAAGGGUGUUGCUGGUGCGUUACCCGUGAGCUGCUUUGGAUUUUCCGCCACAGUAUUUUCCAUUAUAUCGGCAUCAUUCUUUAAGGACGAUACUGGUGGACUUUUACAAUUUUUGGCCUUUUUCUGUGGAUCUGUGACACUCUUGGGCUCAUUCUUUGUUCAUGUAUACGUUAGUGAUGAUGAGGAGGACGAACGUGAACAUCAUAAUCGAUUGGAGUCAAAUAACGAAAGUGGAACGAAUCAAGCUUUGCUUUCAGACGCAGAAGCUUCUUUAAUUUCUGACAUAGAACCACCACCACAAUCUUUAUCUAGAUCUGAAUCACUUAAUGGAUCGUUUUCUUUUUGGGGGAUUGGAAGCAGAACGCCAAGCUCUUCAAUAAGCUUACAAGAUUCUGAAGCAACUGAACUCAGGCAAAGCUUAAUCGAGGAAGAAAGACUUGGUAAACAAAGGAAAGCAAAAGUCAGUCCCUUGGAAACAAUCAAACGUCGUCUUGUUGACAAAGUGUAUUUGAUACAUUACUUCAUUGUGUCCAUUACUGCUGGCGUUGGUCAAGUCUAUAUCUACAGCGUUGGAUUUAUUGUUGCUGCGCAGUACUAUUACAACAAAGAACAUGAGGAACAUGCCAGGAACAGUAUAUUCGGUAGAGCUGUCCAAAUUGCCCUUCACGACCCCGAUGCCGCCUCCAUUCAAGCGUUACAGGUGUCAAUAUUGUCGAUUGCUUCAUUCUUGGGACGUCUUGUGGCUGGUUUUCUCAGUGACUACAUCCACAAAAGCUGGCACAUUCAAAGGCUUUGGAUUGUCUUGGCAACUUUGCUUAUACUCUCGUUGGCUCAGUACAUCACCAUCUCAAACGUCUCCUCCUUUCAUUGGACGGCAGUGGCAUCCGGCUUGACCGGUGCAUGCUAUGGUCUCGUAUUUGGCACAUACCCGGCAAUUAUAGCUGAUUCCUUUGGCACAAAGACAUUUUCCACUAAUUGGGGAUUGAUUUGCACUGGCCCUCUUGUCACAUUGUAUGCAUUGAACAAGUACUUUGGUUGGAUUUAUGAUUCUCAACUGGAUACAGAAACUGGAAUUUGUUCCCUUGGGAAUGGCUGUUACAAGGGCGCAUUUGAAUUAAGUUUGAUUUUAUGCAGCAUUGCCUUUGUGGUAUCCGGUGCCCUGCUCAAGUAUCUCAUUGGCAUUUGUGCACAACAUGCAUUCCUUCUUCGUGAAAAAGUUGAGCAGUACUGUGGUGUUGAAGCGCGUUUGAGCCUUGAUGGUUUGUGGUACUCUCCUGAGAGCCAACAUUGUGUUCAUGGUGAAGAUCGGUGUUUCCAAAGGCAAGAAAGGCCUGCAUUUUAUACUCUUGUGCUAUUGGAGCUACCAUGCACACAUAAAGUGGCUAAAGUCGAUGCCAAAAGAGGUAACCAUGGAACUAAGAAAGGCAAGAACUUUGCAGAAAUACUCGAGGCAGGAUGUUCUUUUGUCUCAAAACCUUCUUAG
Messenger RNA from Lodderomyces theae, 1932 nucleotides. RefSeq lists its product as uncharacterized. Lineage: Eukaryota; Fungi; Ascomycota; Pichiomycetes; Serinales; Debaryomycetaceae. Gene Ontology annotation, biological process: transmembrane transport. Bases 1 to 1932 code for a protein of 643 amino acids. The transcript has 2 exons. Gene Ontology annotation, cellular component: membrane. Gene Ontology annotation, molecular function: transmembrane transporter activity. The record is from RefSeq and is a predicted model, not a curated record.